Molecule: messenger RNA, 1599 nt
Organism: Linum trigynum
Lineage: Eukaryota; Viridiplantae; Streptophyta; Magnoliopsida; Malpighiales; Linaceae
Source: the annotation of a GenBank genome assembly
AUGUCGCGUAUUGCAGAGGAUCAAGUGGUCGAGUUCUCACUUGAGGAGGUCCAAUCUGGGAGGUUUCGCACUUCUAGGACCCUUCUUGGAAGGCUCUUUUCGGAAGCCAGGCUUACCACCUUGGAGUUGAGGGAUGUUCUAAUCGAAGCUUGGUGGGUGAAAGGAAACCUUAGGGUUUCACUCACUAAAUUUGGCCUAUUUGAAGUUGUUCUCCCAAGUGAUGAGACAAGGGUGUGGGUCCUGAAAAGAACGCCCUGGAUUGUCAAAGACAGGAAUUUCCAUCUUCGUUCCUGGACACCAUCCAUUUCGAGAGUCACCUUUGAUGAGUUGGCCAUUGCCCCCUUUCCCGUUCAGCUCUGGAAUGUGAAAGAUGACUGCUUCACUAAGCAGUUUGGCCGGAAAGUGGCAACUGGUACUAUCGGCCAGGUCUUGGAGGCAGAUGACUUUGCGUCCAAGGACACGGAAGAAUUCUUUGUUAAAGUUCUUGCUCUCAUCGAUUUUACCAAGCCUCUGAGUUCUCAAAUUAUGGCGGUGAGUGCAGAGCUGGGCAGUUUCUGGGUAAAUCUCAAAUAUGAGUUUUUACCGACCAUCUGCUUCUACUGUGGUCGCGUGGGGAAUUCUAAACGCGACAGCGUUUUUGAUUCCCCUCUGGGGAAAGAACGGUACGGACCGCACAUGUCAACAAGGAAGCUAGGAAGGAAGAUUUGCAUGGCUGAAGAGGAUUAUCCGAAUUUCUGGAAUAUUAGUAAGUCUGUGUGGGUUAACAAGAAUGUUCAACGCCAAAAUAAUGGAAGUGCGAAGAUUGAUAGGGGUCGAGUGGAGGAGGUAUCACCGAUGCUCAAUGAUCGUGCUCAGGAUCAAGGCGUGUACCAUCCAGUGUUUGCAGAACCGGAAGCUCAACCCAGAAGGAAGCCACAGCCUAGGCUGAGAGAACCAAACAACAAAGUGGCUGGGAAUCAUACUAGCCCCAAGAAGUUUGUCAUCAAGAAGUUGACUCGGGCUCCUCAUCACCAGCAGGGGGUGAUUCCUCUGGAGGUGGCUCUUGAGCAGUCCCGGAGGCGUAUGAUGAUUCUGCAGGAGGAAUCUGAGGAGGAGGAGACUGCAGAUGUUACAGCAGUGCAUCCCAUACAGUCACGUAUCCCCUCGGGCCCCGCCAAAGACCCUGUUCAUAAACCGCCGAUGGAUCCUCAGCUGCACUCCAAGACUGCGACCCAGCCAGGGGUCUUAACUCCUCGGGCUCGCCCACGUCUGAGAAAAGAUCUUCAAUCCUUUGAAAUCAAGCGUCGGUCACCAAAUGACGCAUCCAGGAAGACUUGCCCAGUCAUGAAAGGGUGUGUUCAUCAAGUGGUGGAGGCGUUCGAGGCCGGGCUAGUCAUCGUGCGAGAGGAAAGAGCUCCCUACAAGGGGUCGAGAUUGAACCUGAAUGAAUAUGGGUCUAAUCUGGUGGACCCUCUCAUGGAGAAUCGGAAACAUGUGCUCGAGGAGUUGGAUGGGGAUGUGGGUGACCCUCCUACCCCAAAGAAGCAAUUUGUGGAGUCAGCUAAUGUUUUGGAGAAGGUGGAGGAAGCCAGCCUCGAGUGGCCCCCAGCCGAUAAAUGA